Messenger RNA from Penicillium cinerascens, 219 nucleotides. RefSeq lists its product as uncharacterized. The transcript has 2 exons. The record is from RefSeq and is a predicted model, not a curated record. NCBI's taxonomy places the organism in Eukaryota, Fungi, Ascomycota, Eurotiomycetes, Eurotiales, Aspergillaceae. Bases 1 to 219 code for a protein of 72 amino acids.
AUGAGUCCCGCACGGAACCCCGACCUGAGCCAAGUUGGUGCAUGGGCCUCCACCUCUAAAGGUGGCCCACCCUCGACCCUCACCUUCGGCAGUUCCACUUCUGCCUCGUCUUUCGGUUCAGGCGGCAAGUCUACCAAGGGUAGCUCCUCAAUGCUCGACGAAUAUAUCAAGUCCCCCGCUAGCUCACAGCCGUGGUCGCCUUUAAAGAUCGGCCGCUAG